UGGAGAGGAGGGAAGAAGGAAGGAAAAGAUUGGGUCGCGGAGUUUGUAGUUCAUAGAAGUAGGAGGGCGUUGGAAAAAUCACAAGGAGACAUGGCCGAGGUGAAAGAGAUAGAUUGAUGACUUGAAUCGAGAAGAAAAGGAAGUUGCGAAGUUCGAUAGAGAGGAAAGUGAGUUGGGGAGAAGGGAGAGACGAUUUUGUAAUUGUAAUUAUUUUAGUCGAUCUGGAAUGAUCGUUUGGAGGAACAAAGAGGAUAAAAAAGGAAUUUCGUGUGAUUAUUUUUAUAUACAAGUCGAUCGAAGUUGGAAUGGAGGAUCAUUAUUGAUCGCGCUAAAACUUGCUUAAUUCUCGUUCGUUCGUCUAAGUUUUGAGAGAUGAAUCUGUGCGAAGUGGAAUUGGGAAAUAAAAAUUUCUUCAAUUGGAGCCAGGAGAACAGCGUGCUGUGGAAAAAGGUCUUGUUGGUUUAUCUAAGUGACUUCUGGUUGAUGACAUUCUUCUUGGGAAUGUGGGAAAUAUACACGUUGGGGGAUUAUAUGUUCGAAGAAUUUGACGAUGAUUACGAACCAUUAGAUGCUUUGUAACUCGUGAGAAAAGUUACUCCUUCCAAGAAUUUUCUCGAGAGCAUGGAUUUCAAGAACGUGUUCGAAGAUCUUGAAUCGCUUGGAACUGUAUAGAAAAUUGGCUACACAUGAAGAAUGGUGAAUCGAAGGACUGAAUAGGAAGAAAAUAAAUCGAUCGUGAAAAAAAAAAGAAGAGAAAAUAUCAAAAGAAGAUGAAAAUGAGCGUCGCAAAUGGAAUAAAUAGACACGUGGAGGAAUAUUUGGAUAAGGUCGAGGUGAAUGCGGAGGAGGAAAAGAGAAGAGAGAAGAAAGGCGUCACGUAUCAGAUAAUGAUGGUUCUCUGCGCGAAUUCUUCGAUUCUGGGUCCAUCCAUGGCUUUUGGUUAUAGCGCAGUGGCAUUGGAGCCGAUGAUGGCACCUAGUAGCGACGUGAAAAUCGACAAAGUUCAAGCAAAUUGGAUUGCCACAGCUACAGCACUGGGCAUCCCACUCGGUUGCAUUGUCUCUAGUUACACUAUGAGACGGGGAAGAAAGUUGAGCCUGUUGAUAACGUCGAUCGUGUCCAUCGUUGGAUGGCUAUUCAUUUAUCUCGCUGGAAUGUACGAGCAGAUUCUUGUGGGCAGAAUUAUUUCCGGAAUCGCGACCGGAAUGGCCUCGGUCCCAGCCACCGUUUAUAGCGCGGAGAUUGCUUCUCCAAAAUGGCGAUCGACCAUGGUCACGUGGACCAGCGUAACCAUCGCUAUUGGCGUUUUGAUCGUUUACAUUUUUGGCUACGCGUUGAAGGACAACUGGCGUACGGUGGCACUGCUGUGCGCCCUGUUUCCCCUGGUCUCGGCCGCACUGACCUUGGCCAUCGUCCCAGAAACCCCGAUCUGGUUGCGAGACAGAGGUCGUCUAGACGAGGCGUUACAGGUGUUGAAGAAAUUCCGCGGUGUCCCCAACGAUGCGCCGCCCCCGCAACAAUUACACCAAGAGUUGAGGCCUCGUCCCCAACGAGCGAAUCAAAACUUCGCGAAACAUUUGCUGAAGAGGAACGCCGUUCUACCAUUCGCUAUUAUGCUCGGCUACUUCUUCUUCCAACAAUUCUCCGGAAUUUUCGUCGUUGUCUAUUACGCCGUGAAUAUAGUAGAGAGCGCUGGUAUCGCCAUAGAUCCGAAUUUGGGAGCGGUGUUGAUAGGAUUGACCAGGUUGUUCGGUAGCGUGUUGGUGGCGUGCGCGUCGGGAAAAUUCGGUAGAAGGAAACCGUCGAUCGUUUCCGGAUGCUCGAUGACCAUUUUCAUGGGGAUUUUGUCCGUCUAUUUAUGGAUCAAGGAUAGGGGAUAUCGCGUGAACGACAACGGGUUGAUUCCAGCGAUAUGCGUACUUAUGUAUAUUUUUGGCAGUACGCUUGGCUUCUUGGUUAUCCCAUUCGCCAUGGUGGGCGAGGUGUAUCCUACGAAGGUGAAGGAAGUGUUGACGGGACUGUCUUCGUGUAUCAAUUAUAUUUUUAGCUCGAUCACGGUGAAAAUUUAUCCGGACAUGGAGGCUAAUAUGGGUAGACAAGGUGUGUUUACAUUUUUCACCGUGAUGUCGUUGUUGGGAAUGUUGUUCGUUAUUUUUUUCCUGCCUGAGACGAAGGGGAAGACGUUAAGAGAAAUCGAGGACAUGUUUUCGAAGAAGAAGAAGAAAAAGAAAAAGGGGGAGGAGGAAAUUGUUAAUUGGGGAGAAGAGAAAGAAAAAAUGAUAGAUCUCAAAAAUUCUGUAUCCGAAGAGACUUAGUUUCGUCGUUCUUUUCGAGAUAGAAGAUAUCAAUGCAAAGGAAAUAAUUCUAAUUUUUUUUAACAAGCUUUUAAUAAUUUUUUUUUUUAGAAUUUAGUAAAGAAUUCGAUUGCGAAAUUUUUUCGAAUCCUUAAUUAAAUCAUUCCAUGAAAAUUUAACCAUAAUAUUACGUUAAAUACGUUACAAUGUAUCUACCACUAUGUGUUCAUUUUUCAUUUUAAUUUAAGAAAUUCUUUUGAUUAAUGAUAAUGUUACAUCGAAUAUUUUUAUACCGUCGAUAAUACACGAUUAUAAUAUGUAACUUCACUUCUAUAUUCGAAUAUAAAUAAUAUAGGAGGAACAUUAAUCUCAUUAAUCUCAUUUGAGAAUAAUUACAAUUUAUUACGCAUUUUAAUCCUUUUGUUUUAUAUUAUAUAGUUUGAACCUAUUGCAAAGUGUUGCAAUCGCAACGUUGUUAUCAUAUUGUUACUUGGUACAGUUUCUAAAUGGAACUGUAUAAAUAAAUUGUAUGUGAUAACGACGCAAAUGAACGAUAAGAAAUGUCAA
Molecule: messenger RNA, 2861 nt
Organism: Apis dorsata (giant honeybee)
Lineage: Eukaryota; Metazoa; Arthropoda; Insecta; Hymenoptera; Apidae
Product: facilitated trehalose transporter Tret1-2 homolog
Exons: 7
Coding region: 771-2315 (514 amino acids)
Biological process (GO): transmembrane transport
Cellular component (GO): membrane
Molecular function (GO): transmembrane transporter activity
Source: RefSeq, a predicted model, not a curated record